CUCUUGUUUUCACAUGGAAUAAAUGUAGAAAAUCUUUAUAAAAACAACCCCCCACAAGCCUUCUUUCUUUAUUUAGAGGCCCCUCCUCUCUGCAUUCUUUCUCAAUAACCAAAUAUGGCUUCUGAAAUGAAGCAUCUCAGUCUGGUUUUCGUUCUCCUUUUCUUCCAACAACAGCUUCUUCUCCCAGUCCAUGCAGAUGGUUUCAUGAGGACAAGAGGCUCACAUUUUGUAUUAAAUGGGAGCCCCUUCUUUGCAAAUGGGUUCAAUGCUUACUGGUUGAUGUAUAUUGGGUCAGACCCAUCUCAGAGAAGCAAGGUCUCAGCUGCAUUUCAGGAAGCCUCUAGCCAUGGUCUCACAGUGGCAAGAACAUGGGCUUUCAGUGAUGGUGGAUCUGGAGCUUUGCAGUACUCUCCAGGCUCCUACAAUGAGCAGAUGUUCAAGGGAUUGGAUUUUGUAAUAUCUGAGGCAAAGAGACAUGGGAUUAAGCUGAUAUUGAGCUUGGUGAAUAACUAUGAAAACUUUGGUGGAAAGAAGCAGUAUGUUCAAUGGGCUAGAAAUCAGGGCCAGUAUUUGACAUCCGAUGAUGAUUUCUUCAGCAAUUCUGUUAUUAAGGGAUACUACAAAAAUCAUGUUAAGACUGUUCUUACAAGAUUUAAUAGCAUGACGGGAGUUGCUUACAAAGAUGACCCAACGAUCUUUGCAUGGGAGCUUAUGAAUGAACCCAGAUGCACAUCUGAUCUAUCAGGAAGAACCAUACAGGGUUGGAUUAUGGAAAUGGCUGCUUAUGUGAAAUCCAUAGACAGUAAUCACUUGCUGGAAGCUGGUUUGGAAGGAUUUUAUGGAGAAUCAUCGCCUCAAAAGAAGCAAUUCAAUCCAGGUUUCCAAGUAGGGACGGAUUUCAUUUCAAAUAAUCAGUUGAGCGGCAUCGAUUUUGCGACGGUCCAUUCAUACCCAGACCAAUGGUUAUCCACUUCAAAUGAUCAAUCCCAACUUUCUUUCUUGAACAACUGGCUCGACACCCACAUCACAGAUGCACAGACCAUCCUCAGAAAGCCGUUGCUAUUCACGGAGUUUGGGAAAUCUUCGAAAGACCCUGGUUUCAGUAACUACCAGAGGGAUGAGGUGUUUAAUACAGUCUAUUACAAGAUUUAUUCAUCGGCCCGCAGUGGAGGUGCUGCUGCGGGUGGCCUAUUCUGGCAGCUCCUAACUGAAGGAAUGGACUCCUUCAGAGAUGGGUACGAGAUUGUACUGAACGAAAGCCCGUCAACAGCCAGUUUGAUUGCUCAACAGUCCAACAAGCUUUAUCAUCUUACGAGGAUGUAUGUGAGAUUGAGGAAUAUUGAGAAAUUGAAGCGAGCGAAGGCCAUAAGGAGGGCCCAGUGGCUAGCUAGAAACAAGGGGAGGAGCGUUGGAAAUUGAAGGAAAAGCUGUUUAGAUGAACUUAAGAGUGGUGGGCUUGGACUAGUGUAUAAAAUCCUGACAAUGUUUUGAUUUGUAUGGGUGAUAUGGGUUUGUUAGAAGGCAUAGGAAGGCGUGUUUCUCUUGGAGAUGGAUGUUGUUGUCCAUCCAAGAUAUUGAGAGUUAUGUAAUGAAUACACCAUGUUGUUUUGGUUGAUGAAUUUAUAUGCUAAGCACUUUCUUUCUUUUA
Magnolia sinica is the source of this 1648-nucleotide messenger RNA. RefSeq names its product mannan endo-1,4-beta-mannosidase 7-like. The record is from RefSeq and is a predicted model, not a curated record. The coding region runs from base 115 to 1419 and encodes 434 amino acids. The transcript is spliced from 5 exons. NCBI's taxonomy places the organism in Eukaryota, Viridiplantae, Streptophyta, Magnoliopsida, Magnoliales, Magnoliaceae. Gene Ontology annotation, molecular function: hydrolase activity, hydrolyzing O-glycosyl compounds.